This is a messenger RNA of Musca domestica (house fly), 3776 nucleotides long. RefSeq names its product X-linked retinitis pigmentosa GTPase regulator. NCBI's taxonomy places the organism in Eukaryota, Metazoa, Arthropoda, Insecta, Diptera, Muscidae. Gene Ontology annotation, cellular component: cytoplasm. The transcript has 6 exons. The coding region runs from base 491 to 3649 and encodes 1052 amino acids. Gene Ontology annotation, molecular function: guanyl-nucleotide exchange factor activity. The record is from RefSeq and is a predicted model, not a curated record.
UAAACUAACCAAAUGGGGGUAAAUCGAAGAGAAUGACCACCAGGCCACAGUUGGAGAGUAGCCGUUGUACUGACCAGACACCUGGAUACGCGUAACAGAAAUAAAUAUUUCGGCGCCACAAAAGGCAAACGGGUUCACUGGGAUUAGCUGAUAAAGUGCCUUUUUUGAAAUGAAAGAAAUAAAUUAAAGCAAUUAAAAAUUAAUAUGAUGUUGUGUUUAAUGUGCAUUAGCGAAUAGGAAAUUAUUUAAAAAUAAAAGUAAAACAAAAACAACAACAACAACAAUAAUACAUUAAGUGAAAUGGAAAUUUUCAAACCAAUGCAUUGGAAGUUAAUAUUUGAUGAAGUAAUUUAACUUAUUGCGUAAAAUGUCAAAAGGUUAAACGACAACAACGGCAGCAACAACAAAAACAACAGCAACGGUUAAACAAACAACUACAAUAACACCAUUAUCAUCAAUCGUUUUGUAACACAAUAGCUGCCAUCAAAAAAUGGAUAUUCCCAGCACUGGAGCUAUUUUCACUUUGGGCAAAUCCUAUUUGGCCGAGAAUAGUCAAAGUUAUUUUUAUAUCAAAAAUGAUCCCAUAAAAAGGCUCAUAGCUGGUCCCUAUCAGAGUGCAGUGAUUUGUGAAUCAGGACGUUUAUUUGUAUGGGGUGAAAAUCACUAUGGCCAACUUGGUAUCGGUGGCCACACAUCCAAUGCCAACAACACGAAUAACAACACCAGCAAUAAUAAUGUAGACAUUAUUAUUAAGCCUACCUGUGUUAAGUCUCUAAAGACAUUGGGUUUAAAAAUUGCCGAUAUAGGCUUUGGUAGUGAUUGGUCGGUGAUACUGACAUAUUCCAAUGAACUAUUCUUUACGGGUCGUAAUAUAUUCAACAGCGAAAGUCCGGUCUCGUCAAAUUUUACGGAAACCACAGUCAAUGGAGAGCCAUGUGAAAUUAUACGUAAACCCUUUCGUUUGGAAGAGUUCGAUGACUGUUUGUCUAACAAUGAAGAGGCCGAGAGUUUUGUAAAUGUUCUAGCCGGAAAUGAACAUUUUGUGGUAUUGACAUCUUUCGGACGACUCAUUGGCUGGGGCUCAAAUCAAUCAAACCAACUGGGCAACGCCGAAGAGCCUUUGCUUAAACCUCAUGAAAUUGUUUUGGAUUCACCCGUCAAACAAUUUGCCUGUGGACCAUCAUCAACGCUGGUGCUAACUGAAAAGGGGAAUCUAUAUUUAACUGGACAUCUCAAUGAAUUUGUUUUCACAAAUUUUACCGAGCUGCAAAAGAAUCUCUCGCCCAACGAACAAAUCACAUUCGUACAUAUCUCACAUGCCAGUGAAAUCUUCAUUGUCACCAAUACCGGGAGCAUAUAUCGCAGUUACGAAUCGCUGCGUAACAAGAGUCUUAUCUUUCAAAGAUUCUACGAUUACGAUAGUGAGGAAAAUGGUCCAAUUUGGAAAUUGCUCAAAGGUACUUCAUUCUUUGCAGUACUGACAAGGGCCCAUAAGUUCUACACAACAUUCUCCGAAAGUGGUCAUCACUUGAAAACCUUUAGAGAAAUAUCAAAAUUUAAAAAUUUACGCCUCAUGGAUAUGGCUUUGGGAGAUCGGCAUGUUUUGGUGCAUGGUGUGCCCAGGUCUUCGGCGUUGGCAGCCACAAUGGGUCCUGGUGCUGAACAUCGAUUACUGUCACAAAGUACAAUAAUGGCCAAUACCACGGGCGGACUAAUGGGGAGAAUGAAAAAUACUGCAAAAACGAAACCAGAUACGAUUUUGGAAGAAACAACCAUAACACCAAAGAAUAUUCAAUUGAUGGAACCAGCCUUGGAGAGACCCAAAACUAAUACUCCAGUACACGAAACACCAAUGGAGGAGGAACAAGGAACAGAUCAGAACACCACAGAUACAAACAAUAAUGUGGAUCACGAGGAAGGUGAUAAUAACAAUGUAGAUCAAAUGUCCCAAAAUUCUUUGCAACGGAGAUCGCCCACAGAGUCUUUAAAGUCACGAAAAAGUACCAGCUCAACAAAGAAAAGUGUGCGGCCACGGACACCGUUUCCUGAAACCAGUGGUGGCAGUUCCCCACAAACAGCCAUUGAAAGGACACCAAUACGAAACACAUCCUAUCAAGCAGCAAUGGAUGAAGAUUAUAUCGAUCACACAUCACCAAGAUUGGUGGAGAGCCUGGAAAAUAUACCAGAGGCAGUUAGUGCAACAAAACCGGGAGUAACGCUCUCAAUGCCCACUCCUCCCACCGAAGAGGAUGAACAACUAACUGUAGAAAUACGGGAGACCACAGAUCCCCUGGAUCACACAGUGACAAUUAAUGAAAUCCGCUUCAUUAACAACGGCAUUGAUGUUACGGCCAAUGUUAAAAAAGAAAGAGAAUCAGAAGAUUCUCUGGAUGAGACAGAAGACGAUGAUGAGGACGAUACAAAAUCGAUUAUCAAAAGACAGGCACAAGGUUUCAUUGCAAAUGCCGAGCAGGAAGUUGAAGAACAAAUUGAAAAAGUAAAAGUAACAAAAGCCGAUGUUGAGGAGAGUGUUAAGGACAAAGCAUUGUCCAUUGGAAAUAAAGUUGGAGAGAAAUUCAAAGUAACUAAAGUCGAAGCUGAGGAUGCCAUUAAAGAGACGUCCACCGUCAUAGAGGAUAAAGUGGAAGAAUCCUUGACGGAGGCAAAAGCUUCGGUGGAAAAUGUCGCUAAUGCAGCCGAUGCUAAGGCUGCAAAUGUCAAGGAGAGUAUAGAAACAACCGCCAUGAAAGCGGUUACUGGAGCCAAAGGUGCCUUUGAUGUUGUUGGUGAAAAUGCAAAAAAGGCUGCCAAAGGUGCAAAACAAACUAUGGAGAAUGUCGGCACAACUGUGUCUAAGGCCACAGACGAUGCUCGACAAGCUAUUGAAAGCGUUGGAAGCAGUGCAGCUAAAGCAACCGGCGAAGCCAAGGACUCCAUGGGCAAUGCCAUACGUAAAAUGGCCGAUGAUACGCGCAAUGCGGUUGGGGCAGUCACAUCGAAAAUCUCUCACGAAGUACAAGACGCUAAGAAUAGCUUAAGCUCCCUGCUCCAGGGGAAGAAAAACAAAGUGGAUGUUGAAAAACCGGCAAUUGAGAUACAAGAAUCAGUAGCCGAUGAAUUACAGGCCGAGAUAAGUGCCAAAGAAAGUGGUGGCAGUAAAACCAAUCCCACCUCACAAUCUACCAACACACCUGGUGGUGCUCAAGAGGACGAUGAAAGAACGACAGCAUCUGUGAAUUCGGCACACACUUCGUCUGGCAAUCCCUUCGAAAACAAUAAUCCCUUCGAGAGCAGUAAUCCAUUUGAGAAUGAUGAAAACAAUGGAGGCACAAUUCCAUAUGAUCCCGAAUUAGAUGCUAUGAUAGAGCGUAGUAAGAAGGCGUUUCAAGAGGAUGUCGAAAGAGCCAGUAUGGCAACAGAACAUCAUUUGAGCGAUGCUGUCACCGAGGUUGCUGUCGAAGAGAAAAGUAAAUUUUCCAAAUUUCUAGACGAUAUGCGAGAGAAGUCGAAGAGUUUGUCGUGUCGCAAUGAAAAGGCUGUACAAAUAAUUGAAGAUCAACCACCCAGAUAUUCCGUGGAAGAUGAAUUGGCCCUACAGCCUGUGAAUGCUCGGCCCGAGAAUGGCUCAAAAGUUUGCACAAUAUUAUAAUUAUGUUAUUUUCUAGUUCAAAGAGUAAUACCAAAUAUGUUGCAUUUGUUUAUUUAUAAAUCAGAGAACAUUAAUAAAAAUUUUGCAAAGGUCGCAAACCAAACACGAGGGCAAGUUGAUAAAUAAA